AUGCCAACGACGGGCCACUUUAACAUGCUAGGAGAUAAGUCACAAUUUUCGGCUUCAUCAGCUGUGAGAGCUUGGAAUUUAAAGCGUUUUUGCCCCGCAAACUUGAACUCUUCAGAUAACCAAAAUGAGGGGGAACUACAUCGGUUCCUAAUAAACCCCGACGAGGAGUCUACGCAAUCUGGCAAAACCAGCAAGUUAAUGAUCAUUCGCCAGUCGAAUUCCCAAGGAUCCUUGAUGAUCAGCGAGGAGGGCUUGAAAACGAUUCUCAAUGAUCUUUCGCCGUUCGAUGGUUUCCAUAAAGUGCUUGAGAGUUUUAGCCCUGAUGGUUCAGGUUGCUACGUUGACAGAUUUGGCACUUAUCUGAGCCCUCAGUUCUGCCCCUUCAGGACCUCAAGAAGGCUUGAAUCAAGUCUUAUUUUCAAGUAUGUAGAGGAAAACAAUCGCCCGUUUCAUGAUUCAAGCAAGCAGAGUGGGGUUUCAAGAUGGUCAGUUAGACACCAGGGGGUUUACCAAUCCCGAAUAUGCACCCACGGAAAAGACGACUACAUGACAAUACUGAUCAACCCUUCCUACCACCUUUGGAAUAUGAUCAAAGAAAACUAUACCACAAAAACUAAAUUGGAAGAUGACGAUGACCAUUGGUUAACCAUGAUCACUUUGGCAUUCGCAAGCUUGACAAAAAAUUGGGAUGCGUACAUAUCGUGUCUUCACCGCGCUGUGCUAGAGAUAAGACUAGAUGCAAAAAUCACGGAUCCUCAUUGUUCGAACAUUGGGGAGGCUAAUACUCAGAGCUUAAAGGCAGCUCUUGCCCUCAUGGACAGACUGCAAACAGCGACCCAUGUCCUUGAGGGCAACAUAUUGACAAUUCAGACCGUUCAGCAAGGAAUGGGCGCAAAGCCAGUACGAUGGUCUUUACAGCAACUUGAGGGCGAGGACAAGUUGUCAGACACUGCGGAGGCGGUGAUAAGAGAUCUCGAGUUCCGGAAGAGACAUGUUGUUUUGAUUAUAGCAAAGCUGGAAUCUGUCACUGCAAUGGUUCGAGAUCUCGUCAAUCUCCGCAAUACUCACAUAAUUGAGCGCAUGACGGCGAGAAGCAUCUUCGAGGCAUAUACUAUGCGCAUUUUGGCCCUGCUUACCCUCUGCUUUCUUCCCCCAACCUUUGUGGCUGGGUUCUUAGACAUGGACUAUGUUGAUGUCAAGUCUGUGAACGGCAUGCUGAAACUCAACAUCGAGCCAGGCCUUUGGCUCUAUCUCGCUGUGACAAUCCCUUUGUUGUUGGUAAUAAUAGCUAGCUAUCUGGUGUGGGAUAGACGCAACGUGCGGAAAAUCGUCGAGAAGGACAGCUUCGUCUGA
Colletotrichum paranaense is the source of this 1353-nucleotide messenger RNA. RefSeq lists its product as uncharacterized. NCBI's taxonomy places the organism in Eukaryota, Fungi, Ascomycota, Sordariomycetes, Glomerellales, Glomerellaceae. The transcript has 8 exons. The record is from RefSeq and is a predicted model, not a curated record. The coding region runs from base 1 to 1353 and encodes 450 amino acids.